This is a messenger RNA of Ctenocephalides felis (cat flea), 1063 nucleotides long. RefSeq names its product CKLF-like MARVEL transmembrane domain-containing protein 4. Bases 226 to 744 code for a protein of 172 amino acids. The transcript is spliced from 4 exons. Lineage: Eukaryota; Metazoa; Arthropoda; Insecta; Siphonaptera; Pulicidae. Gene Ontology annotation, cellular component: membrane. The record is from RefSeq and is a predicted model, not a curated record.
UGCAAAUUGGCUCUAAUUCGAAAGCACCGUUUGAUUUAUUUUAAAUGCGUUGUGAUAUUUAAUUAAACAGUUGUUGGCAAAAUAUCAGUUCUCUAAUAAUUCACAGUUAACAAUUCUAGUGACUGUUUUAUAUCAAUAUCGAAAUUCUUUGAAGGGGCGUCAACUGUUCAGGUUAGAGGAGUGUACGCCUAAGAAUUCUUUAGUGGAAUUAAUUAAAAGUUCAAAAUGUCGGUGGAAGCUGCAAAUGAUCCAACAACCACAACCACAAAUAUUGUUCGAUUCGAUAAAUUUUACAUAAGGACUAUUCCCGAUGGUGUACUGAAAGUUGCACAAAUUGCUUUAAAUUUGCUUGGAUUUAUUUGUAUCGAAGUUUCCAAUGCAUCAUAUACAUCAAGAGGUGCAUGGUUCAACACUGUGUCUAUGACAGCAUUUUGGUUUACGGGAAUUAUGCUGAUUUUAUACACUUUUCACAUAGUUGAGAAAUUCUACCAAAUUCCUUGGCUCAAAAUAGAGUUUGUGUUUAACGGUUUAUGGACAUUUUUCUACUUGUUAGCAGCAUCCUUAGCUGCUGCACAUGGAUCAUAUUAUGAAGCAUUUGCAGCUGCAGCGUUCUUUGGUUUCUGUGCGAUGGUUCUAUAUGGAUACGAUGCAUUCUUGAAAUUCAAAGCUAUCAGAAUGGGUCAAAGUGCGCAAGGUGUUAGACCAGAAUCCAAAGUUACAACACCCACACGACAGGGUUAUUAAAUGUAACUUAGUUAUUAAACGCAUCACUUUCUGUAAUUUUAUGUACUUGAUAACUUAAACAUUAUUUUUAACUAUGCUGUUUACCAAAAUUGUUAGUAAUUCAUAUUUAACACUUUUGGGGUUCCUUUUGAAAUUAUGAACAGAUUUUAAUUAAUAUUUCUGUGGUAGUGGAAUGAAUGUUAUAAAUCAUUGUGGGUUCCUAUAAUAAUUUUUAAAACGGUGCUAGUCUUUUGAUAAUUUUGUAUCGUACAAAGACAAAUUACUGAUGGAAAAUUAUUUUAUUUUUUGUGAUUGCUUGUUGACCACUUUCUUCAACAGU